Paramecium sonneborni is the source of this 2732-nucleotide messenger RNA. Lineage: Eukaryota; Ciliophora; Oligohymenophorea; Peniculida; Parameciidae. The record is from the annotation of a GenBank genome assembly.
GUUUGUAUGAGAUUUCUUCUAUAGGUUUUUAUAGAGAAGAUAAACUCUUUCUUAGAAUGUCAAUAAACAUGUUGAUGAUAUUUAUUACAAUAAUGUAGAUGAUUAUAUUUAGAUUGUGAGAUAAUGUGAAUUUAAGAGAUUCUAAUUAAAUUAGAUUCUUAUUUUGUAGUUGAUAUAUUUGAUAGAGUAUUUAUGAUUGUAUGUAUUUUGAGGUGAGUAUAUGGUUGAGCAUUCUUGGUAUAAAAGUUUAAGUGUAAUAAGAAUGAGUUUUUAGUAAAAAAUGGAGAGAAAUAUAGAAAAAUUGGAAUGACAAAAAAUGCUUGAAGUGAUUGAAGCUAUAAUUAUAAUUUAAAAUUUUUGAUGCCGCCAUUCAAAUAGCCUAAAAAGCAAGUUUCAACAACUGAGAAAGCUGUAGUUGAAGAAUAGAGACCUUCAACUGCCUAUUAAGUUGUUUAUUCUAGGGACAUUAGAAAGAAAAAAAAAUAAAUGUUUGAUGGAGUUUUAGUAGUUGAGAAUUAGAAAAUGAAGUUAUUUGAUAUGGAAUCUAAAUAACUAUUUACAGGAAGUGAUCAAAUUUAUGAUAAUAUCUCUUAAUAUUAUAUGGGAUAAUUCUAUGGUAUUUUAAUUAUGUAAACAAUAAUAGUUGAACUAAUGAAUUAAAUUUCAAUAGAUGAAUUCAAAUCUGGUAAAAUAUUUAUGGCUUAACCCGAACCUAUUAUAUAAAAACCUAUAGUUAAACCAAAGAAAAUUUUUAAAUCUAAAUAAUAAUAGGAUGUUGAAGCUAAAUUUACUAUUAUGGAAGGUUAUGAUGUUGAUUAAUUUCUAUAUAAAUAAUUGAGAGUCCAUUAAAUAGAAGGAGUAAAGUUUAUGUUAGAAUGUGUAACAGGCAAAAGAGGAAAAUCUAUAAGAGGAUGCAUUUUAGCAGACAGUAUGGGAUUAGGGAAGACUUUGUAAGCAAUUACAUUAAUGUGGAUUUUAAUACAAUCAAAUGAAAUAUCGAAAAUAGUUAUAACAUGUCCAGUUUCAUUAAUAGGUAAUUGGGAAAAAGAAAUUAAAAAAUGGUUAGGACCUAUGAGACUAUAACCAUUAUCUGCUAUAGGAUCUAAAGAUGAAGUUAAUAAAUAAGUUAAAUAUUUUCUAUAUUCUCCAUAUCAUCUUUUAUUAACAUCAUAUGAAACAUUUAGAAAUAUUUGUAAUGAAAUUGAUAAAGUUAUUGAUCUAUUAAUUUGUGAUGAAGGCCAUCGUUUAAAGAAUAGCAAUAUUAAAACAGUCUAAACUAUGAAUUCAUUAAAAUGUAAGAGAAGAAUUGUUUUAAGUGGAACUCCUAUAUAAAAUAAUAUGAGAGAAUUCUAUGCAUGUUGUGAUUUUGUAAAUCCAGGAAUUUUCUAAUCUUAUAAAACAUUCAAAUUAGUCUUUUAAGAUCCUAUUGAAAUGUCUAUGGAAAAAGGUUCAAGUCCUGAAAGUGUCGAAUUAGGUAAAUUAAGAUCUUAAGAAUUAAGUUCUUUAACUAGUUAAUUUAUAUUGAGAAGAAAACCAGAAAUUUUAAGCAAAGUAAUUUAUCAUUAAAUAAUGAGUUUCUACCUAGUAAAUUUGAAUAUCUUAUUUUUUGUACCAUGACUCCUUAAUAAUAAGUCUUAUAUAAAAGAAGCUUAUAAUUAUGUCCUAAUUCUGUCAUGAUGUAAUUAAAUUUAUUGAGAAAAGUCACUACACAUCCUAAACUUAUUGAAGAUGAUGAAAGUCAAGCUGCUGAAAAACUUAUUGUUCAUGAUUAUUAAUCUAUUAAGUUUAAUUGCUUAAAAAUUAUUGUUGACUAAUGCAAAGAAUAAAAUGAAAAAAUUGUUAUCAAUAGUUAUUAUCGAUAAACUUUAGAUUAAAUUGAAUAAAAUCUAAUCUAAUGGAAUCUUAAAUUCUUAAGAUUAGAUGGAAAAGUAGUUUAAAAAUAAAGACUCUAACUUGUUGAUGAAUUUAAUAAAGAUAAAGAUAUAACGGUAUUCUUAUUAAAUGGAAAAUCUGGUGGUACUGGUUUAAAUUUAGUUGGAGCCAACAAAAUGAUUUGUGUUGAAGUUGAUUGGAAUCCUGCUAAUGAUUCUUAAGUUAUGGGAAGAAUCUGGAGAGAUGGUUAAUAAAAAUAAGUACAUAUCUAUCGAUUAAUAACUUGUGGAACUUAUGAAGAAAAAAUUAUGUAAAGAUAAUUAACUAAAGAAAAUUUAUCUUAAAAUAUUGUUGAUGAAAAAUCACUAUAAAAUUAAUUUACUACAGAAGAACUCAAAGAUUUACUUACAUAUAAGGAUAGCUAAAAAUGUUAUAUUUUUGAUCAAUCAGAUUAAUUAGAACCAGAACAUGAUUACCCAUCUGAAUUAAAUAAAUAUGUUGUAUUAGUUAAAAUUCAUAAAACUCAAUCUUGUAUUCCAAAUGAAUUUGAUAAUUAAAACACAUUUUUAGAAAAAUAGAUUGACGAACCUCAAAAGAAUGAACAAGAUCUAGAUGAUGAAGAAAGUAUUGAACAUCAAAAUGCUAACUUUUUGAAUUAAGAAAACCCACAUUCUCAAGAAUAAGAGUAAGAAUAAGAGUAAGAAUAAGAGUAAGAAUAAGAAAUUUUAAAAGAUAUAACAAAUUUAAUACAAAACUUUGAUUUAAAUCAAUAAGCAGAAGUAAUUGAUGAUCAAAAAAAACUAUAACCAGAUUUUCCUUUAGCAAAAAUUAAUAUUUCUGACUUAUCUUUUUUAGAUUGA